This is a messenger RNA of Papaver somniferum (opium poppy), 999 nucleotides long. RefSeq lists its product as uncharacterized. The coding region runs from base 163 to 654 and encodes 163 amino acids. NCBI's taxonomy places the organism in Eukaryota, Viridiplantae, Streptophyta, Magnoliopsida, Ranunculales, Papaveraceae. The transcript has 3 exons. The record is from RefSeq and is a predicted model, not a curated record.
UGGCGAGUCUGGUUCCAAGAAGGAACCAACAAGUUUACAACGGUCGGAUUACUCCUCUCCUACCCCUGUAUAUAGAAACUCCCAAACGUCUCUACAGAAACCGUACUUGAUCAAGAAAAAAGAGAGAAAACCAAUAGUAAUUUUUUCUUAAUUAAAAAAAAAAUGGCGAAGAAAAUAAAUGGGAUCGAGGUUAUAGAUAUUUGUUCUUCAUCUGAUGAAGAAGAUGAAAGUCCUUUUAUACCUUACAGGUCGAUAAAUUCUGCUAUGAAAGACGAAAACAAGAGAAAACAAAGAGUAAUCGAUGAUGAUUGUUUGAUUUUGGACUUCAAUCCUUUUGAAUCUAUAGAUAAACUCUCUAUCAACGACGCUAAGGAAUCUGAGGAUGAAGAUCUUACUGUUGUAGCUGAAAUUGGCCAGGUUGCUUGCAGAGAUUAUCCGCAUUCUAGACAUCUUUGUGUGAAGUUUCCAUUCAACAAGACACCACACAGUAGCUACUGUAAGCAGUGCUACUGUUACGUUUGCGAUUCAAUUGCUCCUUGUAAAUAUUGGUAUACCCCAGUGGAACACUGUCAUGCAACAGCAAACGAUUCAAAGUGGAAGAUUCUGAGAGAAAAUCGGAGACUCGAUUUCUGCAAGGACCCAACACUUUUUUGAUUAUCCUGGGGAGUUUGACGUAUCCAAUACUCGUCAUUGUACAAAUACUUCUGCAAGAUCAGUUUACAGCUUUUGGUGAUACUCGUCAACUGUUUACUGGAACAGUAGUAGUGCACUGAUGGAAUUUAUCUUUUCCACAAAGCUAAUAUGUGUAUAAAUUGUUCAGAUUCAGACUUCAGAGCUAGUGAAAAAUGAAAAGUUUGCUGUAUUUUUCAGAAAAAUGAUCCACAUGUUAUACCACUGCAUUUUCUUUUUGAUCGCUGAUUGUAGUUCAUUGGAUUGAGCUCACUGAAAAUUUAAUGGCGUUGCCAGAUGGCCAGGAGUAAGCUCACUGAUCUUGAGGUA